AUGGCUACAGCAGCGAGUGCGACUAGGAGGCUUUCUCGGAACGCAGCUAGUCUGUUCCGGCAGUCUUCGGAAAGCCAGCCAAAUCAUACCAACGAUAUAAUGGCUGCCCUGGGUAAUUCAGAAGAGCAUAAAUAUCAGGUUCAAGACGACGAGGAUAAUGACAACGACCGAUUGCCUAAAGACAAAGAAGGAACAUACCCCAAGGAUCUGGUCCUUGUUCUCUCUAAAGUGCUGUUCAAAAUAUGGCUUAUCGUUGACUCGAGAGAAUCACCGCUGACGAUCGAGCAUGUCGUGGAAUGGGAAGUGCCUAAGUUCCUCGCAACCUAUUUUGCGGAGAGGCAGCAGCUAAGCAAAGUUCUUACCGUCACUGGAGAGUUAACCAACGCCGAAGCACAGAAUUUCCGUGAUUAUCUGGUGCAGACCUUCCCUGAGAUCAGUCCUAUUUAUUAG
This is a messenger RNA of Hyaloscypha bicolor E, 450 nucleotides long. RefSeq lists its product as uncharacterized. The transcript is spliced from 2 exons. The record is from RefSeq and is a predicted model, not a curated record. NCBI's taxonomy places the organism in Eukaryota, Fungi, Ascomycota, Leotiomycetes, Helotiales, Hyaloscyphaceae. Bases 1 to 450 code for a protein of 149 amino acids.